Molecule: messenger RNA, 516 nt
Organism: Mucor mucedo
Lineage: Eukaryota; Fungi; Mucoromycota; Mucoromycetes; Mucorales; Mucoraceae
Exons: 2
Coding region: 1-516 (171 amino acids)
Source: RefSeq, a predicted model, not a curated record
AUGGCUAAUCCAAUUACACAUUGUCUUGAUCGUCUUAACUUGGGAGAUAACACUAAAGUCAAACAAAGAGCAGAGGAAUUUCUUGGACAACUUUCGAAUAUUCCAAACAAAAUAUUUGAUAAAGGACCUUAUCUCAAAGCCGUUAUUUGCAUUCAGCUUGCUUAUGAAAGUUUAAAAAAUUAUGAUUGGGACGCUAAAAUUGCCUCUCAACUUGCAGGCUGUGCUCUCUCCGCGUACGAACAAGCUCUCAGUAUAACACGAAAACAAUUAAACCUACAAACCAAAGUCACGCUAGACAUGCUGGCUGUAGCUCUAGGUUCAACCACCAUGUUGAGCCAAGCUAACAUCUUAUGGGAAGCCUUUUUAACUAAAUACCUGGGCAAGUUAAGUGGAGCGAAGAAAGUCAAUGCACAAGCCGAAAUUGAACAAUCGUGUUGGAAAGGAGCCAUCAUGUAUACAUGUGCAAAAGCCUUUGGUGUGAGUAUGACGAGGUUACAAAGAGUACUUAAAAGCUAA